Molecule: messenger RNA, 5097 nt
Organism: Malurus melanocephalus (red-backed fairy wren)
Lineage: Eukaryota; Metazoa; Chordata; Aves; Passeriformes; Maluridae
Gene: AUTS2
Product: activator of transcription and developmental regulator AUTS2
Exons: 17
Coding region: 1-3666 (1221 amino acids)
Source: RefSeq, a predicted model, not a curated record
AUGCAAUACGAUGUUUUCGAUCGCGUUUCCUUCCGCGGAGCUCUACAAAGUGAUGUUCGUGGAGCUUUCGCGACCGAUGCUCGUGUCCGUGUGCCGCCAUCCCGGGGGCAGGGGGGACCGUCCGGCUCCGCGGCCGCCGCGGGUGCCUCGCACCACCCUGAGGAGCCGCGGCCGGAGGUUCCGCGCAUCCCCUUUGGGUUUGGCCGCGGGACGCUGAGAGCCGCGCUGGAUCGGAGUUGCCGCACACGCCCGCCCCUCCCGCACCGCCAUGAGCCGCGGGCCGACCGCCCCGCGGAGCCCCCGGACAGCAGCCCAGGGAUUGCUGACUUGUUUCAUUUCGCGGUGAAAAGGAUUAAGCUGCGCUUGGUAACAAGGGGAUUUGUAAGGGAAAACGGCCAAAGUGCGAGGAAGGGAACUGUGUGUCACCAGCUCCGGCUCCGUGCAAGGAGAAACCGCGGGGGCUCCCAGGGCAGAGCACCCCGGAUAACCCGGUGUGUCCCCAAAUGCCGCGGUGCCAGCAGACAGUGCUCUUCAGCUGCUCAAGCAUCUGAUGCCAGCUCUGAGAAACUGUUCAACGCCGUCACAAAUAAAGAUAAAGAUUUGGGAGUGGGCGCUCUCGCUGACAAUGACGACCCUGGUGCUAGGGGCCCGGCCGUGCCCAAAAUAUCAGGACUAGAAAGGAGCCAAGAGAAGAGCCAGGACAGCAGCAAAGAGCCAAUCCUCGAGCCCGUGGUGCCUAAAGAGCCCUGUCCCCGGGUGACGCCGCCAUCGCCGGAGCCGCCUGAGGGCCGCUGCCCCAGCCCCUCGCUCGCCCCGCGCCCGGAGCCCCCGGCCCCUCCGCCCGGCCCGGCCGUGCCGCUGCCCCCGGCCCCCGAGGAGCCCGGCCGCCCUGCCGCCGGCCAGCCCUGUGCCCAGCCCUGCGCCCAGCCCUCCGGCCAGCCCUGUGCCCAGCCCUCCGGCCAGCCCCCGGCCGGUCAGCCCCCGGCCCGGCCGCCGUCACCGCUGCCCCCGGCGCACCCGGCGCUGCCCGCGGUGCAGCCGCACCCGCAGAGCCUCUCACAGCCGCUCUCCGCCUACAACAGCAGCAGCUUGAGCCUCAACAGCCUCAGCAGCAGCAGGAGCAGCACCCCCGCCAAGCCCGCGGCGCCCGCCCCGCACAUCUCGCACCACGCGUCGGCCUCGCCRUUCCCGCUGUCCCUGGCCAGCCCCGGCGCCCUGCACAGCUUCCCACCCGCCCUGCAGCCCCCCGCGCACCCACACCACCCCAAUAUGUUCGCCCCGCCCGCGGCGCUGCCCCCGCCACCGCCGCUGACCUCGGGUACGCUGCAGGUGCCGGGACACCCGGCCGGGAGCACCUACUCAGAGCAAGACCUCCUGCGGCAGGAGCUGAACACGCGGUUCCUGGCGUCGCAGAGCGCCGACCGCGGCGCCUCGCUGGGCCCGCCGCCCUACCUGCGCACCGAGUUCCACCAGCACCAGCACCAGCACCAGCACACCCACCAGCACACCCACCAGCACACCUUCACGCCCUUCCCCCACGCCAUCCCUCCCACCGCCAUCAUGCCGACGCCAGCACCGCCCAUGUUUGACAAAUAUCCUACAAAAGUUGACCCCUUCUACCGUCACAGUCUGUUUCACUCCUAUCCUCCAGCUGUAUCAGGUAUUCCUCCCAUGAUCCCUCCCACCGGCCCCUUUGGCUCGCUGCAGGGAGCUUUCCAACCCAAGACUUCCAACCCCAUUGAUGUUGCAGCCAGACCUGGAACGGUCCCACACACCCUUCUACAGAAAGAUCCACGGUUGACAGAUCCGUUCAGRCCCAUGCUGAGGAAACCUGGCAAGUGGUGCGCAAUGCACGUUCACAUCGCCUGGCAGAUCUACCACCACCAACAGAAGGUCAAGAAACAGAUGCAGUCUGAUCCGCACAAGCUGGACUUUGGCCUGAAACCAGAAUUUCUGAGCAGGCCACCAGGCCCCAGCCUUUUUGGAGCCAUCCACCACCCCCAUGACCUGGCUCGGCCCUCAACUCUCUUCUCCACAGCCAGUGGGGGGCAUCCAGCCGGGACCCCCUUUGGCCCACCACCUCACCACAGCAACUUCCUCAACCCAGCUGCUCACUUAGAGCCCUUCAACCGGCCGGCGUCGUUCAGCGGCCUCACCGCCGUGGGCAGCAACGCCUUCGGGGGGCUCGGGAACCCCACAGUCACACCCAACUCAAUGUUCGGCCACAAGGAUGGCCCCAGUAUGCAGAGCUUUAGCAACCCUCACGAGCCCUGGAACCGACUGCACCGAACUCCUCCUUCGUUCCCGACCCCUCCGCCCUGGCUGAAGCCAGGAGAGCUGGAGCGCAGUUCAUCUGCUGCAGCUCAUGACAGAGAUAGAGAUGUAGAUAAACGAGACUCAUCUGUUAGUAAAGAUGACAAAGAAAGGGAGAGCAUUGAGAAAAGACACUCCAGCCAUCCUUCGCCAGCACCUAUCCAUCCAGUAAACUCCCUCGGACAUAACCGCAGCUCGAGCGAGCAGAUCCGGAGCCAUCUGAAUCCCGAGGUUCGAGACAAAGAGAAACCCAAAGAACGAGAGAGGGAUCACUCCGAAUCUCGGAAGGAAAUUAAUGUUGAAGAGCACAAGGUGAAGGACAACUACAUUUCGGAGAAAGAAGGCCUGAGCCAUGAAAGCCGAGUGGUGGAAGAGUCUAAGCAAAUGCCCAGGGUUCCUUCCCCCUAUGCCAGGCCCCCCGUUGUGGAGAGCACCAGGCCCAACAGCACUUCCAACCGCGAGGCCGAGAGGAAGAGUGAGCCGGCGUACGAUAACCCGAAGAAAAGCAACGAAGUCAAGGUGAAGGAAGAGCGAAAGGAAGACCAUGAUGUUCAACCUGAGGGACCUCAGACUCAUAGGUCAUCUGAUCAGCCACCACCUAUAUCCACAUCCAACGUCCAUCCAAGUCCUUUAGUGUCUAUGCCCAUGACUGUAGGUGUGACUGGUAUACAUCACAUGAACAGCAUCAGUGGCCUGGACAGGACUCGCAUGAUGACCCCUUUUAUGGGAAUUAGCCCAAUCCCUGGUGGAGAACGUUUCCCCUAUCCUUCUUUCCACUGGGAUCCAAUGAGAGAUCCCUUGAGAGAUCCCUACAGAGAGCUGGAUAUUCAUCGGAGAGACCCCCUGGGCAGAGACUUUUUGCUAAGAAACGACCCUCUCCAUCGCCUUUCUACGCCAAGGUUGUAUGAAGCUGAUAGGUCCUUCAGGGAUCGGGAACCUCACGACUACAACCACCACCACCACCACCACCACCCUCUGUCCGUGGACCCGCGGCGGGAGCACGAGAGGGGCACCCACCUGGACGAGCGGGAGCGGCUGCACAUGCUCCGCGAGGACUACGAGCACGCCCGCCUGCACUCAGUGCACCCCGCCGCCCUGGACGGCCACCUGCCCCACCCCAGCCUCCUCACGCCGGGACUGCCCAGCAUGCACUACCCCAGAGUCAGUCCCCCCACGGGACACCAGAACGGCCUCCUCAAUAAAACUCCCCCCACAGCAGCUCUCAGUGCCCCUCCACCUCUGAUCUCCACCCUGGGCCCUCGGCCCGGSUCUCCCCGAAGGACUACUCCUCUGUCCACAGAGAUGAGAGAGAGGCCUCCCUCUCACACCCUCAAGGACAUUGAAGCUCGAUAAGCAGAGUGAGACUCAAUGAAAACCAGAGCGAGAGGGACAAAAACCUUGUAAAUGAACAUAAUAUAAAGACCUUCUUACUAGUCAUUGAUACAGACUGGGGAUGUGACCCACUGUACAAUAUGUAUAGACCUGAGUGCAAAGAUUUUGAAAUGAUUUUUUUUGUAUAUUAUAUGUUGAAAUUUUCCAGAUCUUUUAGCCAAGUCCAUAUGUUCCUCGUGUCUCCUACUCUAUUUUAUUUCUAGUUUAAAAAUUUCAAAAUUUGAACUGAAGAACAAGACAUCAAUCUGAGUGAUUUGACUAGAAACAAGCCACCACCAAUGUCAACCCUACAAAGCUCUUACAAACCAGAAGUGAAGUCAAUUGUAGAUAUUUAUGUAAAAAGAUUGCUUCAUGGAUUAAUGGUUCAUAUAUGCAAAAAGGGUAAGAUGAAAGCUUUACUUUGUACAAAUGUAAAUAGAUAAAAUUAAGUAACAUAAUACAUUAAUACUUCUUAAACUGUGCUAUUUGCAAACUUAAUAUUGAUCAACACAGACUGCUUAUGCUGUGUUACUUAUAUUGUUAUAGACAGCUAAACCCCUUCAACUAUGCAAUGAAUUUUAAGGCUUUUCACAAAAGCCUUUAUAACUCAAAGGAGCCUUUUCAACACACAACAUAAUUAAAGUCAUAUUUUCCCUGAACAAGCUCAUUUAUAAUAUAAACCUAUUCCUCUUGUUUGAUGAAGAAACAGCCCUUCAGAGGUGUAGUUCUGUCUGUGAAGCCCUGUAUCAGGCUGCUGAGGUCACUGUGUGUCCCUUGGAUGCUGUCAGGGUUAGUGCUCUGUGAUCACUGAUAUGGAGUUGUGGCAGAUGGGGUUUCAGUCAUAUUUAUCUGGGUUAAACGGUAAUAAUCAAAUGCUGGAUAUUUUCCAGAACUUUUGUCACCUAACAUGUCAAGUUUAUUUGGGGAAGAACAUCUGCUUAUAGCCAUUCAUGUCUGGUUUGAUUGCCUGUGUGUCAYUUUUAUCUGUACACACUUUUUUUUGUGUUAAGUGAUUUUUAGCUGCAUUGAAACAAAUCCUACAAGAAAGCAAAUACUUUUCUAAAUGAUGGAUAUGUUUUCACUGUGGAWCAGUAGUUUAAUUAAUGAACUCCAUUGCAGAUUUCAUAAUGGAAUUUAUUGUAUUUCAGUUGGUAAUAAAGUCUGUGAAUAGUUAACAGGUCAGCCUUGUUGUUCCCUAACCACAGAAGACAUGAAAUGACAUGAAGAACAUGGUCCUUUUUAAAAAUAUGCAUCAAUCUUCUGAAAUCUGUCUUUUCAUAACACACUUUUUUAUAAUGCGUUAAGUUUCUUGUCUAAAUAUUUGGAGAGAAUAUGACUUUAUCAGAGAGAAUUCAAUAUCUUGUCUACUGGACUGUAAAAUAUAUGUAUGAAAUAAAACUAGUUCCAUUGGUC